Ictalurus punctatus (channel catfish) is the source of this 6521-nucleotide messenger RNA. RefSeq names its product collagen, type IV, alpha 2 (gene col4a2). Gene Ontology annotation, molecular function: extracellular matrix structural constituent. Lineage: Eukaryota; Metazoa; Chordata; Actinopteri; Siluriformes; Ictaluridae. The record is from RefSeq and is a predicted model, not a curated record. Gene Ontology annotation, cellular component: collagen trimer; basement membrane. The transcript is spliced from 48 exons. Bases 241 to 5253 code for a protein of 1670 amino acids.
AAAGUAUCUCCAAAGUCCGACAGACCAAGCAGAGAUUAACAUUUGGCGUCUAAAAGAAGCUUGGACAGUCGUAUUUCAGGACUUUUAUUUUGCUUUAUUAUUAUUAUUAUUAAUAUUAUUGUCUUCCAACGUGCGCGCGCGUCGCUUUCGCCUGUCCAGGAGCGCGAGUGCUGAGGUGGUGUGUGUGUGGUGCUGCCAUGUGGUAACGGCGUUCCUGAGUGAGCGUGUAGGAGAGAGAGAAUGAAAUGUAAAUUGCGGAUGGAGGGAGUGAUGCAGCCACAGCACCGGGGAGUAGUGAAAAUCCUGAGGGUUCUUUUGAUUUGUCUCAUCGUUCUCGUCCUGACGACAGAAGUUAACGCAGGUGGUAAGAAGCACAGUGAGAUAUGUGGGGGCAGAGACUGCAGUGGUGGAUGUCAGUGCUAUCCUGAGAAAGGUGCAAGGGGCCAGCCAGGUAUUCUUGGCUCUCAGGGCCCUACAGGGCCUCCAGGACGUGCAGGCGACCCUGGCCUGCAAGGUUUUAAGGGAGAGAAGGGUAAUUCGGGUGAGACAGGCAUCACAGGACUGAAAGGGGCUCAGGGAAUGAUAGGAAGUCCAGGGUUUCCAGGAGCAGAUGGUAUUCCAGGUCACCCAGGGCAGCAAGGCCCUCGAGGAAAACCUGGUGCUGAUGGCUGUAAUGGAACCCGGGGAGAUCCUGGAAUACCCGGCCUGGAGGGAUUUAAUGGUGUUGCUGGAGAAAAAGGUCAGCCAGGCAGGAAGGGUGAGAAAGGGGACUCCCUGGAGAUUAGUGUUUACAUGGAGAGAUUUCGGGGCGAGAAAGGACUUCCAGGAUAUCCAGGACCUACGGGUCCUCCUGGAAUCAAAGGUGCUCAAGGAAGACCAGGUAUCAUCGGUGCUCAGGGUGAAAAGGGUUAUAGAGGACCUCCAGGACCAAAGGGCGUUGCAAAUACACUCAUUAAAGGAGAUAAAGGAAAUCCGGGGGACGUUGGAGAUCCAGGGCCACCAGGGAACCAAGAGUUUAAAGACACCUUCCCAGGCCCCAAAGGCGAUAAAGGUUCUAAAGGUGAACCAGGAGAUUUGGCGUUUCAUAUCAAAGGAGAGACAGGACUUCCUGGAUUACCUGGGAAUCGGGGCUAUCCAGGAAGCACUGGAGCGCCAGGAAGAAAGGGUGAAGCUGGGGAUUCGGGUAUUCCUGGGCAGCCGGGAAGCAAGGGGGAGCUAGGAGAAGCAGGAGAGCUGAUCUAUUCAAAUGGAGACAGUGAAGUUGGUCCUCCAGGAGAACGUGGCCCACCAGGGCCUGAUGGUCUCAGGGGAAAUAAAGGAUCACAGGGUCCCCCUGGGCCAGAUGCUCAGACACAGGAAUUUGUGUUGCCCGGACCAUUUGGACUAAAAGGGGAAAAAGGGAGGAAAGGUGAUGCUGGGGAACCUGGUAUCCCAGCCUCAGAACCUGGGCCUCCAGGCUUUGAUGGCCUACCAGGAACACCUGGGCCAGCCGGACCAAAGGGUUCAUGGAGCGUGUUUUUCAGAGGGCCUGAAGGGCCACAUGGACGUCCAGGAAAUGCUGGAGUGAAAGGACAAAAAGGUGACCAUGGUCAUUGUGAGUGCAUUUUGCAAACCUCCCCUCCUGGACCCCCUGGCCCAGCUGGAGAUCAGGGUGACCCUGGAACAGUGGGAGAGUGGGGUCAGCCGGGUGAUCAGGGAGACCAGGGACCCAGAGGCCUCCCUGGUCUGCAUGGCUUUCCUGGGCCACAUGGGAUGCCUGGCCCUAAAGGCUCUAAGGGAGAUAGAAGAGAGGUUAAAGACAAAGGAUCACCAGGAGAACCUGGAGACCCAGGGAGACCAGGUGUACAAGGACCACAGGGCAGACAUGGGACUAGUGGAAUAGAUGGUGCCCCUGGACUUCAUGGUCUUCCUGGAGAAGGGCCAGUUGGUGAGCCUGGACAGAAGGGUUACCCAGGCAGGCCAGGUAUACCAGGGUUCCCAGGACUAGCAGGGGAACCAGGUCAAGUAAACGGAGCACCUAAAGGUGUUAAGGGUAUAGCAGGUGAUGCAGGAUUAAAUGGUUAUGAUGGAGUCCCAGGCACACCGGGUACUUCAGGAGACUGUAGUCUACAAGGAGAAGGAGGCAAGUGGAUUACAGCAGGCGAUUGCGCGGCUUUAACUGGACCCCCAGGAGAGAUAGGACCCCCGGGACAUCCUGGAUUGGAGGGGAUGCCAGGAUUUCCUGGUCCAAAAGGCUUUGUAGGAGAUAGAGGCAAGAUAGGAAAUAAAGGAGAACAAGGAGACCAGGGCAUCGGAGGCUCACCUGGAAAAACAGGUUUUACUGGACCUCGUGGAGACUUAGGCAGUACUGGACUAAAAGGUCUCAGAGGUUCUUCUGGCAUCCCGGGUAGACCAGGGCUUGAUGGUGAGUCUGGACAAAAAGGUCCUAACGGUGAAGCUCUAGGAGCAUCUCCUGGACCCACUGGUGAACCAGGACUGCCAGGACUGCAGGGGAUAAAAGGUCCCCCUGGAAACUCUGGCGCAAGUGGAUACCCAGGCAUGGGGGGAAUGCCUGGGAUGAUUGGGAUCAAAGGUGAAUCAGGUCCCUCAGGAUUACAGGGGGAAAUAGGAAGACCUGGACCAGCAGGAAUAUUUGGCUUCCCUGGGAAGCCUGGUCCGGAAGGACUUCCUGGACCUCGAGGCCACACUGGACUACCAGGGCCUAGUGGAGAAACAGGCCAUCGUGGAGAUAGUGGUCCCCCAGGGCUCAUAGGAGUGAAGGGUGUUAGGGGAGAACCAGGAAAUGAUGCUGGGCCAGGAGAUUACGGACCACGAGGGGAUCCAGGAGACCCUGGACAUGUUGGACCUACUGGUGUUCCUGGACUUAAAGGUAUAAAAGGCUCUCCAGGCAUGGCAGGUUUCCCAGGAAUGUCAGGAGAUCCUGGUCUAAAGGGCCUUCAAGGAGAGACAGGGCUGGUUGGAAUACCAGGCCUACAGGGAGAUAAAGGAGGCAUGGGCCAUCAGGGAGAAAAAGGUGAAAGAGGAGUUAUGGGCCCUCCAGGUAAAAUGUCCAUCGGAGAAAUGACACAUAUGAAAGAGGUUAUGAAGGGUGCUAAAGGUGACCAUGGGCAUGAAGGAGAUCCAGGUUUCACUGGCCCACGAGGCACCAAAGGUUUGCCAGGGAUUCCAGGACAAGAAGGGCUUCAUGGAUUACCCGGCGAACCUAGCACUAUAAAAGGUCUGCAAGGACAGACUGGAGCUCUUGGACUGCCUGGCCAGAAAGGAAUGCCAGGCCCUACAGGACCCCCAGGAAUUCAGGGAUUUUUUGGACCGACUGGACAUAGGGGGGACAAAGGUUCAUCUGGUGCUUAUGGAGCAACAGGAGAUGUUGGAAUCAAGGGGAUUAAAGGUGAGCAGGGUGACAUUGUUGAUCUCCCAGGACCCACAGGAUCCAGAGGGGAAACAGGGCCGCUUGGACCUUUAGGUCAGAAGGGUUACACAGGUGAGCCUGGAGUUAGAGGAAGUCCUGGUUUUGAUGGCAUCAAAGGAAUUAAAGGGACUCAAGGUGAACCUGGAAAACAAGGGCUAUCAGGUGCUGAAGGCCUAAAGGGCUUUCCAGGAAACCCGGGCUCUAAGGGCUGGCCAGGAGUGCCAGGACAGGCAGGGGUCCCCGGUAAACCAGGUUAUCCAGGACACAUAGGUUUUCCUGGCCUUCGUGGGAUUUCAGGGUUGGGUGGCCUUAAAGGUCUAAAAGGCAUUCAAGGUGUUGCAGGUCCUGACAAUUGGGGGAUACCAGGUGAGGAUGGAGCAAAAGGAGAAAAAGGAGCUACAGGUAUUCCUAACACAGAGACUGGGGUCCCUGGAGCCGAUGGCCUUAAAGGUUCAACAGGAGAUCCAGGUGAUCAGGGUAAACUAGGCCCUCAGGGAAAUCAAGGGCCUCCAGGAGCACAGGGAAUUCCUGGCAGAAAAGGUCUAUCAGGGGACAUAGGGCUUCCUGGUCAGAAAGGUCUUCCAGGCUUUCCUGGAGCCACCGGUCUUCCAGGUUUUCCAUCUCCACCUGGAGCUAAAGGAGAGUAUGGCUUUAACGGGGAUUUUGGAACCACAGGACCAAAAGGACCACCAGGGGACAUAGGAGACAAAGGAUUUCCUGGACCAUCUGGUAUUUUUGGAGGAAAAGGUAUAAAGGGAGCCAUGGGAAAGAUGGGAGUCCCAGGACCACGUGGUUUACAAGGUGACCGAGGCGUUUCUGGAUCUAAAGGAGAGACUGGACCACCAGGCCCAUCUGGCCCCCCUGGUGCUGAAGGACUCCGUCCAGUUCCUGUGAAGGUGCCAGGGGAGAGAGGACCCCCUGGUAAAGAUGGUAAGCAAGGACUCCAAGGAGUCAGAGGGGAGUAUGGCCCAAUGGGACCCCCUGGAGAUGCAGGAUAUUUGGGACCACAGGGGCAAAAAGGAAUGCCAGGGCUGCCUGGAAUACCAGGAACACCAGGUAUCCGUGGGGAUAUGGGACCAAUAGGACACCAGGGCCUCCAGGGCCUAGAAGGAAACUCUGGCCAUCCUGGUAUUCCUGGUGCCCCUGGUAUGCCUGGACGCAGUGUCAGUGUUGGGUACCUCCUGGUGAAACAUAGCCAGUCUGAUCAGACACCAAUGUGCCCUGUGGGAAUGUCCAAGCUGUGGGAUGGCUACAGCUUGCUUUACUUUGAAGGGCAGGAGAAAGCUCAUAAUCAGGACCUUGGUCUGGCAGGCUCUUGUCUUCCUCGUUUCAACACCAUGCCAUUCCUGUAUUGCAACCCUGGGGACAUAUGCUACUAUGCUAGUCGCAACGACAAGUCCUAUUGGCUUUCUACAACUGCCCCCAUUCCCAUGAUGCCUGUGGAAGAGUCAGAAAUAAAGCCCUAUAUCAGCCGCUGUUCAGUAUGUGAGGCUCCAUCUGUGGCUGUAGCUGUGCAUAGUCAGGAUAUAACUAUCCCACAAUGUCCUGUAGGCUGGAGAAGCUUAUGGAUUGGCUACUCAUUCCUAAUGCAUACGGCAGCUGGAGAUGAAGGAGGUGGUCAGUCUCUGGUGUCUCCAGGCUCGUGUCUGGAGGAUUUCCGCACCACUCCCUUCAUCGAGUGUAAUGGAGCUAAGGGUACCUGUCACUACUUCUCGAACAAGCACAGUUUCUGGCUGACAUCCAUUGACCAGUCCUUCCACAGUACCCCCGAGUCCGAGACGCUCAAGGCCGGACAGCUCCUCUCACGCAUCAGUCGCUGCCAAGUCUGCAUGAAGAACCUGUGACUUGUAUGAACUUUGACUUGAGGGUGUGGCCAUUUUGACAUUUUUGUGUGCAGUCCAGUACAGAAUGUCAAGGUAAGCUCUAAAGGUCACCCAGAGGUCAUAGUAACUAUUACUUUCAUAAACCAAACAGGAUUGUUGAAUAAAGUUUAGGAGCUGUUAAUCAUAUAAAUUGAAUACUGCAUACUUUCACAAUAUCAUGGAUGGCCCUCAGUUUUUCUUCAUUACUGUAUACCCCAUCCUAUGUGCCUAAAGACUGAAGAUCUGUAAAUGUGUUGAGAAGAGUGGUCAAAGAAGCAUCAAAAGCUUAGAAAUGCUUUAUCGUUACUCAUGUUACAUUUGAAAUGGUGCUUUUUCCUAACUUAUUACCUCACUCAUCAGCGCGAUUUGUAUAAUUCAUAUUACCAAGUACAUCAUACAGCAGAACCAAAGACGCCCAUGUUAACGCACUGCUUCCCUUAUAUUCAUCUAUGUAUGACACUUCCUGUAGCUAUUAGAAUGUCUUGGUGUGAUUUAUACAACAGCCAAACGCUUUACACUAUAAACAAUACAACCAUCUGAGGGACACCUCAAAUAAAGUGUUGCUUUACUUGUGCUUUUAAUUACGAUUUUAUCAUCAGGUAAUGAACUCUAUUUUUACUAACGCUGUUCUCCAACUGUACAUUUUGUUUUGUGAAGAAUUAUUUGCACUUAAAAUACAGGAUGUGGUUAUCAUCGUUAUACUAUGCUUCAGCAGCCUCUGAGCACAAGCAUGCACAUUUUUACAGGACAGAGCUGUUUCUCGGAUAUGCAAGACCACAAGUUAACCCUUUGCAAAGUGGAGUUCAGAACAUCUCGUCUUAUUGAACGAUGAUUAUGGAUUCAUUUGUUUGUAUUCUGACUGCACUGAUUUGACUUUUUUUGUUUUUAAAUUUCACUUCUUUUUUUUUUCCUUGCACAGCAAAAAAAUAAAAUAAAUAAAUGAAUAGCUCACUUAAUACAGGAAUUCCUUUUCACUAUCUGAUAUUUAAUGAUUGAUAGACCAAAUUUAUGAGGUGAAUGACCACAUUUGUACUUUGCUCAGCCAUGCAUACCACAUGUGUCAGUUUUGUGUUUCUAGAAUAACCUUAUCUGAUUCUGAUCAUAAACAAGUCAAAGGAGGAGAUAACACGAUGGAGGUGUUACAAGUUAACAAUGUAUUUAUGUGGAAAAUAUUUUUGGACCAUGUUCUGAAUGAUUGUGACUGUUAGCAUUACUGAACAAUAACAAAUUAAAUGCUUCUUUUUGUUACA